AUGGAUGUGCAGGAGAUCUACGAGACCCUCGAUGACAUAGGUUUUAUACCUACAGAGGAAGGGGAGGAGAAUGAUGCGUACAAGCAUACACUACGGAAGCUAGACGCAUACUUCACACCGACGCUGAAUGUGCCGUACGAGAGACAUGCAUUUCGUUCGCUAAGAGAAAUGGAAGCUGUGGACGAGCAAUCAAAGCGAAUGGAGGCGUCCAGCACAGUGAAUCAGAAGUACAGUGUUGGUGAUGUAAAUGCAAUUGUUGAAGUAGGAGACCGAGCAGCAGAGGCCGAGUUCAUAGUAAUUAUAGGAAAAGGUCGAUCUUUGAUGAGUAAAGCUACUGCAGAGAAACUCGGUGUAUUAAAAAUAGGCGUAAAUGUCAACACUGUGCAAAGCGAGAAACUGACACUAGAAGAUAUCAAACAGCGCUACCCGACAGUCUGUGAUGGAAUUGGAAAACUGAAGGGCUAUCAAGCCAAGAUUCACAUAGAUCCCAAUGUCAAACCGGUGGCACAGAGCCAAUGUCGGAUACCAUUCGCUAUGCGUGAGAAGUUAGAGGCGAAAAUCCAGGAACUGUUAAAGGAUGGCAUCAUCGAGCAGGUAGAGAGACCGACACCAUGGAUAUCACCCCUGGUGAUUAUCCCGAAGCCAUCAGGCAAUAUCAGAGUCUGUGUUGAUAUGCGACAGGCGAAUACUGCGGUGAUACGGGAACGGCCUCCUAUUCCGACGGUAGACGAAGUCCUUCACAGGAUGAACGGCAGUACCGUGUUCAGUAAAAUUGACCUGCGUGCUGGUUUUCACCAGAUCGAGUUAGAGGAACAGUCACGUGUUAUCACAACAUUUGCGUGUCAUCUUGGUAUAUUCCGCUAUAGAAGAUUAAUGUUCGGAAUUUCCUCCGCACCAGAACUGUUUCAGCAUAUUGUGCAUCAGGUGUUAGCUGACUGUGAGGGUGUGGAGAACAUAUCGGAUGACCUAAUUGUCCAUGGAGACGGAGACGCAGAGCACGAUGCACGUUUAAUACGUGUGAUCGAGACGCUUGUAAAGAAUGGCCUGACAGUGCACAUGGAAAAGUGUAUUAUUCGAUUACAUGAGCUGGAAUAA
This is a messenger RNA of Priapulus caudatus, 1095 nucleotides long. RefSeq lists its product as uncharacterized. The transcript is spliced from 3 exons. Bases 1 to 1095 code for a protein of 364 amino acids. The record is from RefSeq and is a predicted model, not a curated record. Lineage: Eukaryota; Metazoa; Priapulida; Priapulimorpha; Priapulimorphida; Priapulidae.